AUGAGCGCCUCGGCGGGCGCGCGCAGCGGCGCCACGCGGCCCGCGCGGGGGCGGCGCUCGCGGCCGCAGUCGGCGCCGUCGCGGCCCACGCGGCCGAUGGACUGGGAGGAGUUCUUGCGAGGACUGGUCAGAAGAUCUUUGCAUGCAAGCGUGCGUCGUGCCUGUCUCGAGCAGAAGCAUAUCACGAAGAAUGCGCUGAGUGGAAACCAGGGAAGACGUGGCUUUUGCGAUUUUUUGAGGAGGCAAUAUGGCACUGUGCUGGCUGGAUGGCGGACUAUGGACCUGGACCAGAAAGGCUACCUGUGCUUUCAGGAAUUCUGCCAAAGUUGCAGGGAGAUGCUCUUUGAUGGCGACGUGCGAAGCCUGUGGCGCGAGUUAGCAUGUCAGCGGGACUUCAUCACUUUGAAGGAGGUGUGUCCCGAAGUGGCCCGGCACGUCAGUGCGAUGAAGAAGGCAAGGCUGGAGAGAGUCAAGAAUUAG
This is a messenger RNA of Durusdinium trenchii, 480 nucleotides long. NCBI's taxonomy places the organism in Eukaryota, Dinophyceae, Suessiales, Symbiodiniaceae. The record is from the annotation of a GenBank genome assembly.